AUGAUGGACGAUUAUCAACAGUUAAAAAGUAAAUAUGAAAGAUUAUGUGUGGAAUUCAAAAAGCUUCGUUCAAAGUAUAAAACGUUAAAAGACAAUGAAAAUGAAUUAAACCAACAACUACAGGAGAAACUAAUACAAAAAGAUUUAUAUAUUGAAAAAUUAAAACAAGAAAUUGAACAAUUAAAAUUAAACAAUCAUAAUAUUUCUGUUAAUGGGAUUACAUAUGAAAAUUCAACGAAAUUAUCAUUAUUACUAAAUAAUAUUAACAAGGGUAAUGAUCAUUUAAGUCUUAUUGAUACUGUCAAUGUAAAUGAAGUGGCAAAGAAAUCUAUCAUUACUCAGGAAGUAAAUAAUAAUUUGCAUCAAACGACACUAUCAGAUGCUUCUUAUACACCUAUCCAUAUCACAAAACAUAAUUCAUUUCCCAUGGUAACUAAUGAUAAUUCAACAAAUUCGAUUCUAUCAUCUCCCAGUGAUAUUUGUCAUGAUAUUAUUGUGGAUACCUAUAAUAAAUCAUCCAGUUUAAAUUUACUCCCAUCUAAAUCUUUAUUAUCAUCUACUAAUACUGCUACUUCUACUACUCCUAGUACUACUACUGCUACUUCUACUACUCCUAGUACUACUGCUGCUACUUCUACUACUCCUAGUACUACUGCUUCUACUCCUAGUACUACUACUGCUACUUCUACUACUCCUAGUACUACCACUUCUACUUCUACUCCUAGUACUACUGCUGCUACUUCUACUACUCCUAGUACUACUGCUUCUACUCCUAGUACUACUACUACUUCUACUACUAGUACUACUACUACCCUUAAUCUUUCAUCUUCUUAUGAUCAAGAUUGGACAUUCAUUGUAAAUACAGAAGAGAAAUUAAUUGAACAAUUUGUAGAAUUAUUAAAUAAUUGGAUCAAUUCAAUAAAAACAAAUCAAAAUUUAUCAUUUAUAAAUAAAGAAAAAUUAGAUCAUAUUCUUAUGAAUCGUAUUACACAAUUAGAAAGUCAAUUAUGUGAAAUUUCAUUACAAUAUCAAUUGGAACGUAAACGUCGAUUAAAAGAACAAUCACAGUCAGAAACAAAAGACGACGCUAAGCCUAUUGUUCACAAUAGUCAGGUGAGUGAUUCAAACGAUCCUGAGCAAUUAUCUAAUAGUAGUAAUGGAAAAUCUGAUGAAACUCCUAAUCCACAUAAAGUAAUAAUGAAACGUUUACAUAAAGCCAUUGAAGAAUCAAUUUAUUUCGCUUCAAGAGCUAAUCUGUUACAGGAUGAAUUAGAAUCUCUUAUCCCAUGGAUAUUACAACUACUUCAUUUACAUCAAAAACAACAAUAUGAAAUAAAAACAAUGAAACAAUAUAAUGAACAAUUAAAACAACAAUUAGAAUCAAUUAAAACAAAUACAAUAAAACAAAUUAAUGAAAUGGCUAAACAUAUAAAUAAUUUAACUGAAGAAUUACAAAUAAUUCGAUUAAAUUCAUUAACAAAUCAUCAUUCUCAUGAUAGUUUUAAUAAAGAACAACAACAAUCAAAUUGUUUAUCGCUUCAUUCAAAUGAUAAUCAAGUUAAGAAAACUACAUUAUUUAAUGUAUUGAGAAAAUGA
Schistosoma mattheei is the source of this 1596-nucleotide messenger RNA. NCBI's taxonomy places the organism in Eukaryota, Metazoa, Platyhelminthes, Trematoda, Strigeidida, Schistosomatidae. The record is from the annotation of a GenBank genome assembly.